Molecule: messenger RNA, 1017 nt
Organism: Penicillium diatomitis
Lineage: Eukaryota; Fungi; Ascomycota; Eurotiomycetes; Eurotiales; Aspergillaceae
Product: putative mitochondrial carrier protein
Exons: 2
Coding region: 1-1017 (338 amino acids)
Biological process (GO): glycine import into mitochondrion
Cellular component (GO): mitochondrial inner membrane; mitochondrion
Molecular function (GO): glycine transmembrane transporter activity
Source: RefSeq, a predicted model, not a curated record
AUGCCAGACAAGAGCGUCUAUGCGCCGGCGAACGAGAAGAAGAGCAAUGCGACAUCUACCUCAUCCAAAACAGGCUUCCACUUCGCAGCCGGACUGUGCUCAGGCCUAACCUCCUCAAUCCUCCUCCAGCCCGCCGACCUCCUCAAGACUCGAGUCCAGCAAGCCGGCAAAGCCAAUGCUCUUCUCCCCACACUGAAGGCGAUCCUCUCCUCUCAAAAUCCCAUUCGCGGCCUAUGGCGCGGAACAUUACCCUCGGCCCUUCGCACAGGCUUCGGUUCCGCCUUAUAUUUCACAAGCCUAAACGCCCUGCGACAGACCAUCGCACAGGCCAAUGCUCCCCUCGUCCUCAACAACUCCGUUUCCGCAGCUGUGAAUUCCUCCUCCGCGCUACCAAAGCUCUCCAAUACCGCCAACUUGGCUACAGGCGCAGUCGCCCGUGUCGCGGCAGGCUUCGUGAUGAUGCCCGUAACCGUGCUGAAAGUGCGAUACGAGUCAGACUUCUACGCCUACCGCAGUCUCUGGAGCGCCGGUCGCGAUAUCGUUCGCACCGAAGGUCUCCGAGGACUCUUCGCGGGCUUCGGCGCCACGGCUGCCCGAGACGCUCCAUACGCGGGCCUGUACGUCCUCCUCUACGAGCAAUUGAAGCGUCGUCUCGCACACAUGAUGACGACUGACGCGACGCACUCCUCGGACGGAAAACCCCGGUCAAAUGCGUCCCUGUCAUCGUCCUCCAUCAAUUUCGUCUCCGGAGCGGCGGCAGCCGGUCUGGCCACCGCUAUCACCAAUCCCUUUGACGCGGUGAAAACUCGCCUGCAACUCAUGCCCGCCAAGUAUGGGAACAUGGUCCGUGCGGUGCGCUUGAUGGUCCGAGAGGACGGAAUGCGCAGCCUGCUGGGAGGUCUGGGGCUACGCAUGGGUCGGAAGGCGUUGAGUUCUGCGCUGGCCUGGACCGUGUAUGAGGAGUUGAUUCUUCGAGCCGAAAAGAGGUGGGCGGCUAAACAUGAGAUGGGUCUGUGA